This is a messenger RNA of Colletotrichum acutatum, 1929 nucleotides long. RefSeq lists its product as uncharacterized. The transcript has 3 exons. The record is from RefSeq and is a predicted model, not a curated record. Lineage: Eukaryota; Fungi; Ascomycota; Sordariomycetes; Glomerellales; Glomerellaceae. Bases 1 to 1929 code for a protein of 642 amino acids. Gene Ontology annotation, biological process: transmembrane transport. Gene Ontology annotation, cellular component: membrane. Gene Ontology annotation, molecular function: transmembrane transporter activity.
AUGGCUUCGGAUCCGAAGCGAGAAAAGAUUGGCGACCAGUCGUCGUCAGAGCAUGCCGAGACAGAGUACUCUCACAUGGACCAUCCAGGACGACAGUCCGAGGCCACAGCGGUUGACGAGGGGGAGAGAAAGCGCCUGGAGGCUUCCCGCAAGCUGGAGAACCCUCUUGCUGGUUUUACGCCUGAACAAUUGAGUCAAAAAGGCGAGGACUACUGUCAACAGCAUGGCAUCACUGACGAAGAAGACAUUCGGGCUUUUCGCCUUGGUGCCAUGAUCGCUGGAAAUAUGAAUAAGUACGACAGCAUGGCUGAGAUCACUGCCGAUGAACGAGCAGUACUUGACGGCGAGUCCACUCACAAGUGGCGGAACCCCAAGAUGCUCUAUGGUGUUGUUGCCGUUUGUUCAUUCUGCGCCGUCGUCCAGGGUAUGGACGAGACUGUUGUCAAUGGCGCUCAGUCCUUCUACAAAAAGCAGUUCGGCAUCGCAGGAGAGACUGAGCGAGACACCUGGCUCCUUGGCCUGACGAACUCUGCUCCAUAUCUCUGCUGCGCCGUCAUCGGUUGCUGGCUUACAGAGCCCAUGAACAAACGGUUCGGUCGCCGGGGCACCGUCUUCAUCUCCUGUCUCAUCUCUGCCUUGGCCUGUUUCUGGCAGGCUUUCACCAACACGUGGUGGCAUAUGUUCAUCGCUCGUUUCUGCCUCGGUUUUGGCAUUGGACCCAAAUCUGCCACCACUCCCAUUUUCGCCGCUGAAUGUGCGCCUCCUCGCCUGCGCGGCGCCCUCGUCAUGCAGUGGCAACUGUGGACAGCCUUUGGCAUCAUGAUGGGUUACGUUGCCGACUUGGCAUUCUACUACGUGCCUGACAAGAGCGGCAUUGUCGGCCUCAACUGGAGACUGAUGAUGGGCAGCGCCAUGCUACCUGCUGUCCUUGUCUGCGCAUGCUGCUACAUGUGUCCUGAGUCCCCUCGAUGGUACCUGACUAAGAACCGCCACUCCGAUGCCUACAAGUCCAUGUGCCAGCUACGCUUCAAGAAGGUACAGGCUGCUCGCGACCUCUUCUAUGCCCAUGCCCUCUUACAGGCUGAGAAAGAGACACAAGGCAUCGGUAAACAGAACCGACUUAAAGAGUUCUUCACCGUUAGAAGGAACAGAAACGCCAUGAUUGCGUCAGAAAUCGUGAUGACCCUCCAGCAGCUGUGUGGCAUCAAUCUCGUCGCUUAUUAUAGUACCGAGAUCUUCCUAUCUGCCGGUUUUCCGGAAGUGAGUGCCUUAUCGGCGUCCCUUGGCUUUGGCAUUAUCAACUGGCUCUUUGCUCUGCCGGCUUUCUACACCAUCGACACCUUUGGAAGGCGCAAUUUGCUUCUCACGACUUUCCCGCUAAUGGCCGUCUGCCUCUUUUUUACUGGCUUCUCAUUUUUGAUACCAACGAAUCCCGCCAAAAUCGCCUGCAUCGCAUUGGGUAUCUACCUUUUCGGCAUGGUCUACUCUCCCGGCGAGGGCCCAGUACCUUUCACCUACUCUGCCGAGGCUUAUCCGCUGUACAUCCGACCCAUCGGCAUGUCCCUAGCAACGGCCACGACAUGGUUCUUUAACUUCAUUCUCGCCGUGACCUGGCCGUCUCUCCAGAAGGCCUUUACGCCAACGGGAGCUUUUGGGUGGUAUGGCGGCUGGAACAUCAUUGGAUUCUUUCUAGUCCUCUUCCUGCUUCCCGAGACCAAAGAGAAAACGCUCGAGGAGCUGGAUGCUGUGUUCAGCGUGCCUUUGCGCACGUUUGCGCGAUACGGGCUCGCGCAAUUCUUCUAUUUUUGGAAGAGGUACGUCUUUAGGCAGGAUGUUAACCCACCUGUUGUGCCCCAUGCUGGAGGCACCGAUUAUCAUCGGGAUUCGUUUGCGCAGGAGAAGCAGCACAACCCGACUGCUCGUGUUUAA